AAUGACGUCAACAGCGCUGUCGGCCAUCUUUGGCGGGAGAGAAGAGGAAGCCGCGGAGCUUAAAGUGGUGUUUUAUGAAGAUCACAGUUGUGGAACAAGGUUACUGACGUAGUCACCAACAGCUGGUUUUAGGUAGACGAGUUGUUGAUGAGUGUCCCUUAAGCUGAGCUCUUGAAUGUUGUGUGGAUGCUUUGCGGCUGGUCGGUAGCUGAGCCAGAUGAGGCUGUCUGGUUCCUUUAGAUGUUGGGAGGCUUGUGUAACUAACAACUGGUUACUUCUGUAAACUUUGUCUAGCGAGGUACUAACAGGGCACUAUUGACUACUGGCUGUGUAGGAAGAGACCACCAUGCCUUCCAGUUGUGCUGUCAUUAACUGCACCUCCCAGAAGUAUUCCAGAAACUCUGACGAGACUCUGUCAUUCCACAGAUUCCCUAAGGACCCUGAGCGGAGGCUGGAGUGGUGUAAUGCUGUUCGCAUGCACACUUCGGCCUUGGAGCCAUUCACACUGUCCGAUAACAGUGUGCUCUGCAGCAAGCACUUCACAGAGGACAUGUUUGAUCGCACUGGUCAGACUGUGCGUCUGCGAGACAAAGCUAUACCCUCUGUCUUCAGUCUACAAGCCAGAAAGAGGACAAAAGAUGAGAAUAGAAAAGAGGGGAUUCCAUAUAAAAAGAGAAACAGUGCAAGACAGCUAAGGAAAAGAGAAAAGAAUUGGGAAGAGAGUAAUAAAGAGACAAUACAAAGCACAGCACCAGGUCUGGGAGAGUUGGCUCUGGCAGCAGAAUUGAUGGAAGAGUGCCAACAGGAGAUUCAGAAGGGCUACCAGAAUGACCACAGUGGCCUUCCCCUCCCGUCUGACCCAGCCCAACUGUGUGGUCUGGUGAGAAAUUUGGCUAAAGAGAGACACUGGCAAGAGGAAACCCUGCUCACACUCCGCAAGGAUCUCAAAGCCAAGGACACUCAGCUGCAGGAGAAGGAGCUGAAGUUGGAGUGGAUGACGCUGAGUCAGAAAGACAUUGAUCAGUCUAAAGUGUGUUCACUGGAGAAAAUGUUGUCUGAACAGCAUCUUGAGCUGCUAAAGUUACAGGAGGAACUGGCGCAUACCAAGAAGCAACUAGAGUCUUUCCAGUGGCUGGCUAGUAUCCGACAGGUCACUCCACCUUCACGUCCCAGCAUGUUUAGUGUGAAGGCUCUUUGUCGUGGGUCUGCAAAAUGGCUUCGUUUCUACACAGGCAUCAACUCGUAUGCACGUUUCCAGGCACUGCUGGCUUUCCUGCAGGGCACAAGUGGAUCUGUCCUGGACUGGAAUGACAAGGAGGAGAAUGAGGGGGGUGAGGAAGAGGAGGAAAGAAUGAGGGAUAAAGAGGAGCGUGUGCCGCCAACUGUACGUGCAGACUACCCUCAGACUAAAACAACAGAAGAGCCAAAGGUUAAGACAUCAGAGGAUGAUACAUCAGCAGCAUUGCCUGUUACUGAACCAGACUGGACCCCGGAGGAGACAGCAGAUACAGUGCGUCUGCGGUUCUUGGGUACACGGCGGGCAGACGAAGGCAGACGACAUGCUCUCAGCCCAGAGGACCAGCUCCUGCUGGUACUUACCCGCUUCCGCCUAGGCCUCCUCACUUCAGACCUAUCCUUCCGCUUUCACGUGGCAGAGGCUACUGUGUCUCGUGUGUGGGUCCACUGGGUGGAGCUCAUGCAGAAGAGACUGCAACAGAUCCCAGUGCGUUGUAGCCCGCACUACGUCUCAGUCUUCCAACCCAAACACACUUUGUCUCUUGGCUCCAGUCAACAGCUGACCAUAUUAGAAUGUGCUGACCUCCUCUGUGACUCCUCAAACCGAGAGCGGCUACAAGUGGCCAGGAGGCCAUGUGCCGCCUCAGACCGACAACACUUAUCAGCACUACCAUACCGCUUCCUCUGCCAAGUCCGUGCCUGCGCUGUGGCCUCAUCAAAUGGUUACCUAGGCUUCUGCAGUUCUACCCGCCUGGAGGAGUGGCAGGAGCAGACAGCCAGUGGGGAUGAGUCCAAACCUUCCUCUCUGGUCUUACCUGCGUUUGUGACGGGUGGAGAGGGGUCAGAGCCUAUUGCUGGUAUGCCAGUACGAGAAGUGCUGAGUAUUAAAAGUCUGACAGAUAAAGUGAUGAAAUAUCAUUAUCUGAGGGUAGUCCAUCCUUACAGAUCAGAGACUCUACUGGACCAAGCCUGGGAAGUGUGCUGCUACCUGGCCUGUCUACUGCAUCAGCCAAUGGGGCUUCACUAGACUCUCUAUGCCCAUCUUACUCCAUACUGUAAUAUAGAUUCUGCCAAAAUAAACACAGUCUCCAUAUCUGGCAUUGUAGCUUCUUUCUGCAGGCCCCGUAGUGGUAGCUGGAAUGAGAACGGACUUGUAUAUUUUAAAUUGAUUUGAUAAAAUAAAAUGUUUUUUCUCUGUGAUUAGAUUAAGUAGGACAUGGUUCUCUGUAUAUAAACCAUGAUUCUUAAUCCUCUAGGAUAUGCUGAAAAAUAUAGCACUUUAAUUGCAAAAGAAAAUUCUUAGAAACCUUCUUGAAUGAGUGCUAUGUUUGCAGCCGCAUGUGGUGAUGAUUAACAGUCUUCAGACCUUACCCCAAUGUCAUUAUGCAAUGACAGCUCUGCACUAAUUCAUAGGUUAAUGGGGCAUAGAUCCACAGUCCAUGGGUAAUUUGAUUGUUGAACAGUGACUGCAAAACUUUCCAUCAUAGUCCAAUAACAGUAGAGUGUUUUUGUAUUGUCUAGAAAAAUAGACUUUUUAUUUGUAUUCUUGGUACAGUUCCUGUCAUGAUACUAGUUUUUGCAAAGAGUUGACACAAACCCAAUCUGCUGCUGUUUACAGCAAAGUGCUGACCUUACAGGGACUUCCCCUUAAGUGAACUUGCUAAAGAGUUGUGAAAUUUCAGUUGAGCUUUGUUUCCAAAAAGGGCUAACCAAUAGGAUUGGACUUUACAUUUCUUCCAGUUUUAGAGUGUAACUUUAUUUAUUUGUUUUGGUCAUGUUUUCCAUUGCCUGUUUGACGCAUGUCUCCCACAGUUGACAGUUAUUCUGAAGAACAAUGUGCGUGGGCUACCAGUCCAUAAACUGCUUUGUAGCUAAAUUCCAUAGCUAUAGAAAUGAAAGUGGCUUUUAUCCUGUAACUCAUGUACAGGUGGGUGAAUUCAAGCCUGGUGGUCUUCUGCAGAGCACACAUCCUGCAUGAUGCACUGCAGAGAAAUAAAGAGGAAAUGGUAGA
Molecule: messenger RNA, 3247 nt
Organism: Pygocentrus nattereri (red-bellied piranha)
Lineage: Eukaryota; Metazoa; Chordata; Actinopteri; Characiformes; Serrasalmidae
Exons: 9
Coding region: 347-2263 (638 amino acids)
Source: RefSeq, a predicted model, not a curated record